UCAGUCAGUUACUUCGGCUUCAAUCGCUCGCUGUGGAUGUGCGAUUUUUUUCGUUUCUCGCGGCUCACCUUUCUUUUGUAUGAACCAUCAAAAAGGGGAAAAACUCUUCUAAAACUUCAUUGAGGUGAAAUUUCAGUGCGUGUUUGCGUGAAAACAAUCCCACUCUGUUACACGUGUGUGCCGGUACCGUACCGUCCCGGGGGGUUGGCCGCAGCAUAAAUUUUCUGGUUCAGCUGCCGGAUUUACCGUUUGCUUUUGGUGCGGUGUGCGAAGGGGGGGAAACGAAACAUACCCGGAUUAAUCAUCACCACCCGUCGUCGGAGUGUUUUGCACGGGGGAAAAUGCGAUAACCUUUCCCACGAUAGAGAGAGGGACACUAGCGAUUGACCGACCGACCACCACGGAAACACGGCUGCUGGUGCGAUGCUGCUGGCGCUCCGUCUGGACGCCUCACCUCGGAAUCACCGGCGGGUCAGCCCCGGCAGUCACAGCUGGCCAAGUGAAUGAAGUUCCGGUUUCGCACAAAAAGUUAAGAAUCGUAUACGCGCGCUCGUGUGAUAAGAAAACCGAACGUGGUGAGGUUGAUAAGUUUGAGUGGAAGAGAAGGUCAGUCCUCAGUCCUUUUGGGGAAUUCUCAGUUGUACUUUGGCCGCGUGUCGGAAGAUUCGAACAAGAAUUUCGGUUAUCAGUGCUCAGAGCUUAGCCAUGCCCUCCUGCAGUGGACUGAUUAGCGAGGUGAUAAAAUACCCGCGGGCCCUGUUCCGGACGGUGUUUGUGAUUGUGAACAACAUCUACUGCGUGCCGACCUAUCUGAUAUGGAUGUUCUUGCUGCUGCCCUUGAAGAAGAUCCACGAGAGUUACUACUACAAAAUCGAGGGCGUUCUGUUCCACUGGCUGCUGGCGAACGUGACCAUGUGGUCCUACACGGCGGGAUACGACAUGGUUGAAAUGGGCGACGACAUCACGCCGGCCCUGGACGAGCGCACGCUGGUCAUUGCGAACCACCAGAGCACGUCGGACGUUCCGCUGCUGAUGGCCACGUUCAACGUCAAGAAGGGCGUCUUGCCGAACAUUAUGUGGAUCAUGGAUCGGCUGUUCAAGUACACCAACUUUGGGGCGGUCAGUUUGAUCCAUCAGGACUUUUUCAUCGCUUCGGGCAAAUCAAACCGCGAGCGGUCGCUGCUCGAUCUGAAGAAGCACCUCACCCAGUCAUACAUUCCACGCGAGCGCAAGUGGAUGGUGCUGUUCCCCGAGGGAGGAUUUCUGCGCAAACGAAAGGAAGUAAGCCAAAGAUUUGCCGAGAAAAACAAUCUACCAGUAUUAAACAACGUCACCGUGCCACGUGUUGGCGCCAUGAAGGCCAUCGUCGACGUGCUCGGCUCGCCGGAUUCUCCCUGCUCGGACGGGGCCCGGAUGAUGCCGUCCGCCGUCGUGGAGGACGAGUUUGCGAGGACGGCGACCUCGCAGCAGCAGCUGCAGGAAGAGAGUCAGCAGCAUGAUGACGUUAGUAGCACCCUAAUCAAUAGCGAAGCAAUAAGUACCGAUGACUGUGAUAAUUUUAAGGAUUCACCAUUUACCAAACUAAACGGCAAGCUGAGCGACUGUCUUGAGUACAUUCUGGACGUCACCAUCGGGUACCCAAACGGGAAACCCCUAGAUCUACCAAACAUCGUGCACGGGUUCCGGAACCCGUGCCAGACGUAUCUGUUCUACCGGUUGUACCGCAGCUCAGAGGUUCCCCGGGACAGUGAAUCUCUCACGCGGUGGCUGUACGACCGGUUCUUCGAGAAGGAACGCCUGCUCGAGGAGUUUUACCGCACCGGGACGUUCCCGUGCGGCUCGUCGGCUACGCUCCCGACAGUCGUGCAGCAGGACCUGUUGCGCUUUUUACUCAUCCAUCUGUUCUUUGUCACCUCGACGUACGUCCACUACCAGCUGAUACUGAUGCUGAUCAACUACUCGAAUGUCAUGUACGUCUAUCUGCUGAGCAACAGCUAAGCACAAAUGCCGGUCCUCGGUCCGAGGCACAAAUUGGCGCUAAAAUUGUUUGUAACAAGAGAUGAAAACACAAAGACUAACACAAACCCUGGUAACAUGUACUGGUCAGAGAGAGAGAGAGAGAGAGAGAGAGAGAAAAGUGAGAAGAAAAUACGCACGAUUUAAAGAUUUUUUUUUUGCAAACGCACGAGAGGAAGGACCUUGUAAUCUUAUGAACGGUAGCGCAACAACAACCCUCGUUCUUUCUUUUAACCUUCUCAAAACGAUAAGUUGGGAACGAAAUAAAGUCGUGUGCUUUUAUUUUCUUGAUUUAACCAAACUAGCUAUUUAGUAGGAGAUAAAAAAAACUUUUCAUAUAAAGACCUAAAGGAGCGUGUUCGUGUGUAAGUUGGACGCCAACAAUCGUUUUUACACUGUGUGGGCAAACUAUACACAAUAAAACACAUUCGAGUAGGUAAGCAGUCAUAUAAGAACCUUGAUUAUUGCGAGUGAUCUUUUUUUUCGAUCAACACAUUGUAAUAGAAGUCCAAAUAUUACGGUCGGAAUAUUUAGAUCACAGAUCUAAUUACUUAGAGCAGAGAUCUAAAUAUUUUGAUAGCCUAAAAUUUAACAUAAACUUAAUUAUUUUUUAAUUCUGCAACAUCUAAACACAAAAUAUCUAAAUUAAAAAAAAAAUAAAUGAAGGAGAAAUUAAUUAGAAAUGUAAUGAUUUUAAUUGUUGGAAAUUUUAAAAUAGAAGAAUUAAAUAAUUUGAAAUUGUAGCUGCAAACAGUUUCAAAAUUCGAAGAUAUAAAAUAUUAAUUGAAAUAAUUCCAAAAAAUGUGUUCCAAGAAUUAAAUGUUUAAUAAAGUAAAAAUUAUUUGAUUUGAGAAAUCAAAAAUGAUAAAAAAAACAUCUAAAUUUUAUUUAAAAAAAAAAUGCAAAAAUAAAACUUAAUAGUUUAAAUGUUGGAAAUUUAAAAAUUUGAAAAUUAUGGGACAUAAAACUUUAAAUUUUUAAGUUUAAACAUACGAUUUUUUUAAAUUAUUUAAUAUUUAUUAAAUUCCGAAAAUUAAAAAAAAUCAUAGCUUAGGGAUACAUUAUAUUUUUUUUUUAUUUGAGUAAUCGAAACUAAAUUUAAUUUAUAUAAAAAAUGAAUUAUUCAAAAAUAUAAUUUAAAAACAUAGUAAUUAUAAAUUGAAUUAUUGAAAAAUAUAAUUUAUUACACAUUAAUUUUAAAUGCUAACGUUUCCAGCAAAAAGGAAAAUAGUAAGACUCAAAAAAUUUGUAGGACCAGAAGAUUAAAAAAAAAUUGAAAUAAAUUUUCAAAAUGAAAAACUUUAACUGAAAAUUUUCGCAGCAUAGGAAUUUGAGUAAUCAAAAAUGAGAAAAAAAACAAUAUCAUUUAUAUAAAAAUUUAAAUAUUAAAAAAUAAUUAUAAUGUUAUUCAUUUCAAUUGUUGGAAAUAUGACAUAGACUUCAAAAAAUAUUUGCAACGGCCUUAAUUUUUUAAAUAAGUUUAAAAAAUGAAAAACCUUAACUAUAAAUUUUGACGGCUAACGAAUGUUAAAAUAUAGUAAAUAUUUUGAAUAUCAGAAAUCAAACUUGCAAAAAAUAUAAUUUGCUUUAAAAUGUGGCUAUUAAAAAAAUAUUCAAAAAGUAAAAUGUUGGAAAUAUCAAAAUUAUAACAAUUGUAGGAUGGAAACAAAAUCAGAUAAUGAUUAUUUUUUUUUGAUCAAAAUAAAUUUGAAAAUCCAAUUUUUAAAAUGAAAGAUUAAAAUUGUGAUUUUUCAUAAAUCAAAAAUUAAAUAUAGUUAAUUUUAUUUCUCUGAAAAUUUAAUUUAAAAAUUUAAUGAUUAAAUUGAGUUUUGAAUGUAAAAAAAAGUAUGUAAUUUUUUUUAAUUUGUCAAAAUUCGAAGGUUUAAAAUUUUUUUAAUUAAACUAAAUUCAAAACAUGAGUUUAAAAAAAUUAAAAACGAAAAUUCCAAAGCUUAAGGAUGCUUGAAUAAAAAAAAAACAAGAAUUGAAAAAGAAUUAAAGACGAAUUUAAGAAAAACUAAAGAACAAUUAAAGAAAAAAUAAAGAAGAAUUAAACAAGAAAUAAUUAACGGGGUAUAAACAAAAAUCAAUCAUGAAUUAUACAAUAAUUCAAAAAAUUAAAUAUUAAAGAAAUAAAGGUUAAGUCUAUAUUUCUUUAAUUUAAAAAAAAAUAAGAAUUGAAAGAAAAUAAUUUCUGUAUAUGGUUUUUUUGAAGUUUACAUUUUCAUUUUUUUAAAUUUUCAGCUACCAAUUUAUCAAUUAUUUCAAGUGAAAACAACACUUGCAAAAUCUUAUGACAAACCUAUAUCGUUAUUUUUAGAUCAAUUGAAAACGAUCGCUUGCAGUAAUCAUGGUGAAAAGAAGAAAUGAAAAAAAGUCCAUAACAAAGAAAAAUUACACGGCGGCUGAAAUAAGCUUCAAUAAGACGAAUAUUUGCGAAAACAAUGACAAAAAAUAUUGAUACAAAAAAAAAACGCAUUGUUUCUAGUGGAUGUACUAAACACAAAACAAAAACACAAAAAUCAACAUUGACAUAAAAACAAAACAAAACAAACAUUAGAUGGUUGCUAGUUUGUAAGAUGGAUUACAUUUUACAAGUCACUGUUCAAAACAGGGUUCAAUGCAGGCAAAUGCAUCUAGAUUUUUUUCAUUUGUUUUUUAACUUAUCGAAUGUAAAUAUAGGUUUAAAACGUAUUUAUUUAAGUACUCAAUCGGAUCGAUUUAAAACAGGCAAAGAGAGAGAGAGCGGUCAGAGUCAGAGCAAAGAUGUGUGUGAAGAUAAUAAAAGGGCUUAUCUCUUGCAUCACUUGUUUAAAUGAGUGUUUGUGUGCGUGUUUCUGCGAAUGGCGCGUAUUUAAGCAUAAAAUACAAAAAAAAAGUGUUGACCGAUUUUCUUUCGCACAUUGCUGGAGUAAAUGUAGCACAAACAAGCAAAAA
Molecule: messenger RNA, 4953 nt
Organism: Culex pipiens pallens (northern house mosquito)
Lineage: Eukaryota; Metazoa; Arthropoda; Insecta; Diptera; Culicidae
Product: acyl-CoA:lysophosphatidylglycerol acyltransferase 1-like
Exons: 8
Coding region: 706-1998 (430 amino acids)
Cellular component (GO): endomembrane system
Molecular function (GO): acyltransferase activity
Source: RefSeq, a predicted model, not a curated record